AUAUCACCAUAUUGUUCUGUUUGACAUUUGCCAUGUUUCAUUUGUGGAAGUGAUAAACGUCAAGUCUCAGAAAAGUAAAUAAUCAUUUUGUAUUUAAUUAACAUGAAUCGGAGUGAAGGUCUGGUGCAAAGAAGAAACAUAAUUCGUGAUGCAGGUGAUGGUGUUAAUAAAGAAUCACAAAAUAAUGAAAAAAAACAAGAUCACGACGAAGACAUCGACGAAGGCGAUUCCAAAGAAACAAGAUUAACAUUAAUGGAAGAAGUAUUACUAUUAGGAUUAAAAGAUAAAGAAGGGUAUACCUCUUUUUGGAACGAUUGUAUUUCAAGUGGACUACGAGGGUGUAUUCUUAUUGAACUGGGACUCAGGGGCCGUGUCGAAUUAGAAAAAGCCGGAAUGCGACGAAAAGCGCUAUUAACUAGAAAACUUAUUCUUAAGAAUGAUACUCCCACUGGAGAUGUGCUGCUGGAUGAAGCUUUAAAACAUCUGAAGGAGACUGAUCCACCUGAAACAGUGCAAAGCUGGAUUGAAUAUCUCAGUGGUGAAACUUGGAACCCUUUGAAACUACGAUACCAGUUGAAAAACGUGAGAGAGCGUUUAGCCAAAAACUUGGUUGAAAAGGGCGUUCUAACUACUGAAAAACAAAAUUUUCUGCUUUUUGAUAUGACAACUCAUCCUCUCACUGACAAUGUCACUAAAAGUCGACUAAUAAAAAAGAUUCAAGAUGCAGUACUUACGAAGUGGGUAAAUGACCCACAACGUAUAGACAAACGUAUGCUAGCCCUCAUUUUUCUUGCCCACGCGAGCGAUGUUCUAGAGAACGCUUUUGCCCCAUUAAAUGACGACGAUUACGAAUUGGCAAUAAAAAGAGUUAGAGAAUUGCUAGAUCUAGAUUUUGAACAAGAGUCAGUAAAACCAAACACCUCGGAAGUUUUGUGGGCUGUUUUUGCAGCUUUUACAAAAUAGAAAUCUGUUUUUGCUACUAACGUUUAAUCAUAAAUAAAUUACGUUGAAUUAUUGAAAUUUAUCAGUGAUGUUAGUUUGUACAAUGAAGUUUUGUAUGAAAUAGUUCACUAACGUGAAAUUUAAUUGUUUGUUCCAUGAUGUUAGAUAUAGAAUUUUAAUAUUUAAUUGGAACAUUUCAGUAUGAAACAGGGUGUUCAGCACUUUCUCUUUCUUUUUUAUUUUGGCGUUUAGGUGACGUCUGGACAUCUCUAAAGUACUAGCAAGUUUUAUUUGUAUAUAUCUCGAUAAGUGUAUUAUUCAUGUAUAUCAAAUGAUACAUAAUUAUAGCGAUUAUUUUAUAAUUAAUCUUAUUAAAGUUAGUCUUCAUUUAAAUUAAAUAUUCCCAAUUUGUUUAUAUAAUAAAGUUAUAUCGAUAUUUAUAAAAA
This is a messenger RNA of Zophobas morio, 1388 nucleotides long. It is a transcript of the gene sau, whose product is annotated as Golgi phosphoprotein 3 homolog sauron. The transcript has 4 exons. The coding region runs from base 103 to 963 and encodes 286 amino acids. Gene Ontology annotation, cellular component: Golgi cisterna; trans-Golgi network; cytosol. Lineage: Eukaryota; Metazoa; Arthropoda; Insecta; Coleoptera; Tenebrionidae. Gene Ontology annotation, molecular function: phosphatidylinositol-4-phosphate binding. The record is from RefSeq and is a predicted model, not a curated record. Gene Ontology annotation, biological process: retrograde vesicle-mediated transport, Golgi to endoplasmic reticulum; Golgi organization; Golgi vesicle budding.